This is a messenger RNA of Saxophila tyrrhenica, 1122 nucleotides long. RefSeq lists its product as uncharacterized. The transcript is spliced from 2 exons. The record is from RefSeq and is a predicted model, not a curated record. NCBI's taxonomy places the organism in Eukaryota, Fungi, Ascomycota, Dothideomycetes, Mycosphaerellales, Extremaceae. The coding region runs from base 1 to 1122 and encodes 373 amino acids.
AUGGACGAGUCUUUACGGCUGCUGACCUGCGUAUUGAUUGGAUCGCCAAGGGUCGGCCAAGACGAAAGAACCGGGCCAAGGACAAGGGCGGAGGAGGACCGAGAGGACCAAGAGCAUGGCGACGACGAGGCACGUCUACUUAUGUUCGUCGCCGCCCCUCUCCGCUCCGGCGGGUACCUGGCUGGUUUGAUGCACCUCCCCAUGACCUUGUGCCGCCGCAGCGAAGUUGAAAACCCCUUCGCCAGUCCGUUUAUAUCGACACACACUCUGCCGGCGCCUCCGCCAUGUGCUCAAAGGUCGCACGAUUACCGCAUGCCGCAAGCGGCUGUUGUGAUUGGGAAUCUGGACAAGGCGAGCUACGAUUCAUCGACCUACACUUCACAAUACUACCCGGCGGAUCCUGAGUGCAAGAGUGGUUCGAUGUCGUCGACGAUGGCGAGUUCCAUCAUGACGCCAUCGUCAGUCAACAUGGAGAAGGGGGCGGUGCCAGAAGAGGAGGGUCCUAGACAGUCAAGUCGGGAGUCCAGAAGAAGUGGAGGGAAUCGAGAUCCUGAGAAGGGGACGCGGCAUAGCAGUCGGCAUGGCUCGCAUCAGUCGAAUCGAGUUGAUAAGACGAUUGCGAUGGAGGAGGAGGAUGAGGAGGUUGAUGAAGGGAGGGCGAUGCAGGAGCAGCAUGCGGUCAAGAUAUUGCUGUUCCUCUCAGGGCCGGCAGUCAUUCUCUCCGCCAUCAAUACAGUGUGGGCAGUGAUAGCGCUCGUCAUCACAGCCCUCUCACAAUCGAUUCGAAUAUGCGCGCGACGGCCUUCAUUUGGACAGCAACUGGCUGGGCUGCUGGGACCGACACUCAACCUCCAACUGCGCAGCAUCUACACGCCCUUGCCUCCUCACGCCAACGAAGACGGCUCAUACCAUGAUGCAACGCUGUUCAUGGUUCAUAUAUUGUCGCCCUUUAUGAGCUUCGUUAUUAUGUUCGCCGCGUGGGUGCUGGGGUUCUACUGGCUGGCGUCGGGGAUGGUGGGUGAUCCCGCCGGGCAGGAUAAGCGGGAUGACGGGAAGGAGACGGUAUUGGGAUUGCGGAAUUUCUGGGAGGGGUGGUUGAUGAGGUCAGUGAAGGAGGAGUGA